Schistosoma rodhaini is the source of this 2334-nucleotide messenger RNA. Lineage: Eukaryota; Metazoa; Platyhelminthes; Trematoda; Strigeidida; Schistosomatidae. The record is from the annotation of a GenBank genome assembly.
AUGCUCAAUCAAGGUUAUCACAUUUUAGCUGAGCUAACGCUCCUAAAACUAAAAAAUCUCUCUGGGGUUAUUGUUAGACCAUGUGAAAAUGAUCCACUUAAAUGGCUCGGGAUUAUUUCUGUUCGAAGUGGUUACUAUUUUGGAGGAGUUUUCGAUUUUGUCUUAUCUCUACCUGAUGAUUUUCCAUCGACAAAACUGCCGAAGCUCUAUUUAUCUAAAGAAUUUUAUCAUCCUCAUGUAGACUGGAUUACUGGAGAGGUGAGCGUGUACACGGAAUUUCCGAUAUGGAAUCCAGAAAAACACCAUAUUUGGCACAUUCUUCAUUAUUUUAAACGGUUGUUAACUAGUCCAACAAGUAUUAUGGUUUCAGCACUUGCAGAACAAACUGCUUGUAUCAAAAACAUGAGAGAUAUGAAAUAUGCUAAUCCAGAAGCAGCUAACGCACUGAUUCACCAUCCAGAAGAAUUUGAUACUCGGGCUAAAGGAUGUGUCACUAAACUCUCUGUAUGGACGCAGCCAUCACAGGUUAUCCCUUCGUUAAAUCUUUCUGGAUGGAUGAGUGACAGUAUACUGAAUGAUGCACGAGAUUUACUGCAGGUAAUUGUCAAGAUAUUUAUUGAAAAAACUUUCAUUGUCAUUGCUACGAAAAAUGUAAUAUUUCUUUCAACAUAUAAAUUCAGAUCAGUUCCAUACGGAGCUGGUGUUCAUCCUGGCAUUGAAUUGACUAGUAUAUUAUCGGAAAUCUUUGACUAUCAAGAAUGGAAAUUAUAAAGUUCGAUGUAGAUUUCACGAGCUACUGGAAUUUCACAAAGAACUUUAAAGGAUGAGUUGAUAAUGAAUGCAUCGGAUACGAAGCUAGGGUGAACUGUUAGUUCGGCAUUGUGAGGAUGAAGCAAAAGUCGAUAUUCUUUUUUAUAUUCUUUUAUAAUUACGCAGGGAACACUUGAAGGAAAGAAUACUGUAUCCUGUACACUUACCGUUUAGUUGUUGAAGUUUCGUAAUAUGUGGAGCAACUGUCCAGAUAAUUCGAGAGAAUUGUUACUCAUUGAGAUGUGAGUGAUAAGGUGAUGAACACUUUUGGUUGACUGCAGGCCACCGACAGAAGCCUUAGAAGUGUAACCAUGUGAAUUUCUACUGGUGUCCAACAGUCCAAUAUAUACCAAAAGUCUUCACCAAUUGCUGAAAGAUUCUUUUGGUGAAUGAUAGCACUACUCACACGAUUUUUUUUUUCAUUAUAAGUAAGCAUCCACAAUUUGUGGUUAGGUAAUCGCAUUUAUCGGGCUGAUGAACAUAAAUAUAUAAGGUGGAUUUAAUAAAUGAACUAUAAAUCUUAAGAGGGUACGUUCAAAUAACUUCAACAGUCACAAGAGACUGAUACUUCGGAACCGUUUGUUUGAAUCGAUUAGGGGAACGUUUAUUGUAAUGUCACACUAAUGUUUACAUAUCGCAAACUAAUUCUCUGUAUGUGUUCAUAAUAAGUUUCCUUAUUUGACCGCUUGUGGUCGUUUAUGAAGUGCAAUGUCCAUAUCUAGUAUUUUUUAUCUAAUUCACUUAAUGGUUCAAAGGUUAUUUUUAAAGUCUACACCGAUAUCUCUAGAUAUUUCCGCUCCUAAAUACUGGAAGCUGUCAAUUGGAAAAUACAGACAUGACUACUGGCUAGAGGAGUAGUUUAUUACGCUGUAAAAUAACACAAAAACAUGACAAAAUGUCAUAGGCUAUCGGAGGAAAUCAGUUUUUAGGUCACUAACUAUCCAAUAACUUAAGACCUGACUGUUGGGCUUAAUUUCAGACCAUCAUAUCGGAAUGGUCUGGUGAUUAUUUGCAUACGAACUUCAAUAUUAUUUAAAACGACUAUAAAACUUCCAAAUCAAACUUUAUAGUUUAGAGAGGAUAACAUGAACGACACAUGGAUUUCUUUUGUUAAUGCUUCAACUGUCCCUAAGAUAUUGGACAGUAUAGGAAUGUUAAACAGUGUUUGAUUGUAUUCAGUUGGUUUUAUGUGUAUCACAGUAAUUAACAGGUUGAUGUUUUAACCGAUAAGUACUGAGUUUGAAUUUCAUUGAAAAGGAAUUAAUGUAAUUGUACAUUCAUCAGAUGAAUCUCAUUAUAUCCGGCACCAAGUGAUGUUAAAGUGGGUUUUUUUUACUAUUAUCUUCAUUAUAUUUUGACCGAAGGAAGUUUGGGACUAAAUUGUUGAAAUCAUACGUAAGAUUGGUGUAAACGACGACUAAUGUGUAACUUAAAUUUGACGAUUGGGUUGGAUAAUUUAACAAAAAGACUAAAAUUAUCAGAACUGUGUAAUACACAAGAGCAAUACAUUUCGAACAAUCUGAU